UCACAGAGGAAAGCCAGGAACCUGCAGGCACACAGUAUCCUGGGUACAGUUGCAUAUCAUGCAGCGCUACUUCGCAGACCGUCGGAGAGGAGACUCAACGACUGAUGGGACCACCCUCAGUGUGACCAGCCCCGAGCCCACGGAAGGCAGUCUGGAAAUGUGCUGGCCAGGGACCACCGAGGGACCGGCCCUGGCCCAUGAAGAUGACCUGUCCCCAAAGACACGGUGGCGUGUCUCACUGGGCUGGAGCGCCUCCUCACCCUCGUCCGAAUCCUCAUCCUCUUACCGCUCCUACACUCAGCGCCCUUUCUACUGUCAGGGUCAGGGUCCGGACCCUGGCCCACAGACAAUGCCAGCGCUGUACGCCCGUGUGCAGACAGUGCGCGGCGUGGCCGUGGCCUGGGAGACCGAGGGGGGCUUUGCGCCCAUCAGCAGCCGGCCGCGCGUCCGCGAGGCCCAGUUCCUCGGGCGGCGACGUUGGCGUGGCUCCUCCUUUGAGGUGGCCUCCAACACAGACCUGCAUGGAGACCUGGAAACCUGCGGUGGAGAGCGCGAAGCGGAGCCUGAGGAGGAUGCGGGGCGAGAGGACGCUGAGCUGGAGCAGGAGCCACGCGCGCCGCCGGACUCCCUAGUUACCACCAGACACGGGCUGCGCUGUGUCGCCUGCUGCCGUGUCUUCCCAUCCCUGCCCGCGCUCCUGGAUCACGCGCAGCAUGGCGUCCACCAGGGCUUCAGCUGCCAGAUCUUUUUCGAGGAGAUGCUGGAGAUGCGGCGAGCGCGGGGCCAGGCGAAGGAGCUGGAGGGCGAGGAGCCGAGCCAAGGGGAGGGCGGCGAGCAGCAUGUCAGGCCCGGUGGUGAAGACCCUGGGUCAGGCAGGCAGCAGCAGUGAAGUUCAGGGAGGCAUGCCUAACCCUCCAUCCAGCCCCUGGGCCAGCUCCCCCUUCCAGCCAGCAGGAUCAGAUCCAGGGCACCCUGGAGUCCCUGCUCGGGCCCAGCUUUUCAAAACCUAAGUGCAAAGAAUGGGCUUGGCGUGUUUGUGAUGGUGCAGAUCUGAGACCCACUCGCAAGCCACAGGGACUUCUGAUUUUGCAGGGACUUCACAGGUGCUCUCUUGCCAUACAAGAUGGGGAUCCCAGGCGAGUCCACUGCCCAUGAAGCUUUAGCCCUAUUUGUUCGUUGUUAGGAAUUCGUUAUUGCCUGAGUUUUGUCUUACCUUAUUGCGAUUAAACCUGAAUGACUCAAAGUUGAAA
This is a messenger RNA of Fukomys damarensis (Damara mole-rat), 1250 nucleotides long. RefSeq names its product family with sequence similarity 170 member B (gene Fam170b). The coding region runs from base 59 to 889 and encodes 276 amino acids. The record is from RefSeq and is a predicted model, not a curated record. Gene Ontology annotation, cellular component: acrosomal vesicle. The transcript has 3 exons. Gene Ontology annotation, biological process: fertilization. Lineage: Eukaryota; Metazoa; Chordata; Mammalia; Rodentia; Bathyergidae.